AUGAGUCAAAUUCAAAACAUUAUUGUCUUUGAUAACGUUUGUGAUUAUUGUCAUAAAUCUUUAUCAGUAACACCAGUCAAAGUAUAUCCAAACAGAAGAAUAAAAUGUGGUAGAUGUUCAAAGUGCAACAAUGAAGAAGAAGACAAUGGCGUAGAUUCCAUGUACAACCAAAUUGCUUCAAGAAUUUUUUUCGAUUGCAUUAACAAGUUUGAUGGCUGUACACAAUUUCUUCAAUCGUGUGAAGUAGUUGAACACGAAAAAAUAUGUUUAUCCAAAAUGUGUACCUGUCCGAUUUGUUUGGAAGAAAUGUUUACCUUUUUAAUGAUUCGUCACUUUAAAAUAAAUCAUCGCGGAUCCUUAUUAGAAAAACCUCAUUUUCAAGUGACUGAUUUAAAAAAUAUAGAAAAAACAUUAUUGUACCAAUUAGAAUCUGAUUUGCUUUUCGUGAAUUUCCGUGAUGUAUCUGAUUCGUCUGCGGAUGAUUUGAGACAGUUUUCAUUAAACUUUUUAUUAUAUUUGGGUAAAAACGAUAACAUUAAAAAUUUCAAAGUAGAUUUCUUUGAAAAAAAUACUUACAUUUUAGAUAAAACUAUUGACACAAGUGGGAGUACAUCUGUUACAUAUAAUAUAACUUUAAAUAUUACACAUGAGUCUAAGUUGCUGAUAAUGUUUCAUUUAAAUAAUGCUGAGUCAAAAAUUGCCCUCAUCAAUGUAAAGCAACACCAAAUAAAUAAAUCUGAAGAAAAAGAAAAUAAUAAUUUAAAAUCAUUACCUCAAAAUAAUUCUGAUCCAAAAAUAGUUCAUAACAAAAUGGGAGAAAAUUUGAAAACACUUUUGUUUCAAAAGCGUGAUAUUUGCGUAAGUGAAACAUUUAAAAAGCCUGUUACAGAUUUAGUAAUUACUGACAAAACGACAAUCUCAUUUGCAAAAUCAGGAAAAAAAUUCACCAUUACACUAGCUUGUUAUGAUUGCCCAUUAAUUUAUUUUUCUUACAAUCAAAUAAAAGCACCAUAUUAUACAUAUUUGAUUGAAAAUAAUGAUAAUAAUUAUUAUAUGAAAUGUUUUAGAUGUAAUAAUUAUCUUGACACCGAAAAUAAAGUUAAAGAAGAAGGUUUUACAAGAGAUGAAUUAGACAAAUUAAAAUUUUUUUGUGUCUGGGGUUGUGGAACACUUUGUGUUUAUAACGAGUUGUAUAAACAUGAAAGAAAUUGUAACAAACAAAUUUACCAAAAAUGUCCCGUUCAAUCAUGUUUUCAUUAUUUAAAAUUAUACGCAAUUGAACAGCAUGUUGCAAAGGAACAUUCAUUAGUAAUUUGCCAAUCAAUCAAUUCAUAUAAUUUCAAUGAGUCAUUGAUUCGUCUAAAUUUAAAUACUUCUAAAUCUGUCCUAGAGCAUAUUAUGUUCAUGUGGUGUGUAUGCGUUUUUGUUAAAUUUAAAUGGGAACAACCAAAUUGGACAAUCAGUUUCACUUGUGAAAUACCAGGUAUAGAAAUAAAAGCUGGAAUAUAUGGUUUGGAUAAGAAAGAAAUAACCACAAUAAUUGAAAGUGGUUCAAUUCCACACUAUGAUUCCAUGUAUGUACAUUUACGUUGUAACAAGUUACUAAAAACUACAAAUAUUGAAUGA
Molecule: messenger RNA, 1626 nt
Organism: Psylliodes chrysocephalus
Lineage: Eukaryota; Metazoa; Arthropoda; Insecta; Coleoptera; Chrysomelidae
Source: the annotation of a GenBank genome assembly